Molecule: messenger RNA, 1401 nt
Organism: Amborella trichopoda
Lineage: Eukaryota; Viridiplantae; Streptophyta; Magnoliopsida; Amborellales; Amborellaceae
Product: NAD(P)-binding Rossmann-fold superfamily protein
Source: RefSeq, a predicted model, not a curated record
AACUUUUAGUCUAGUAAGGUUAGCUGGAACCCCUUUGUUUCUUUUAUGGGGCUUUUUUUGGGAUCAUUGAUUUAGUUAAAAAAAGAAGAAGAGAAAAUCAGCAAUAUUUUACACUUUUUAUGCUAUGAUUUUCUGCUUUUUAAAUAACAAUAUGAAUAUACUAUUAGGGGGCACAGACUGUAUAUAAGCUUUUGGUGUGAAUAUUGAAUGUUUAGUUCCCCUUACAUAUCGGAAUUCUUUUUAUUUGGAGGGUGCCCCAUAUGAAGGAAACUCUCAAGUAUUUGAUUGGAGUUGCAGGCCCAACUGGGUUUGGAUCAAGUUCCACUGCUGAGCAAGUCACUGAGAACUCUUCUUCUUCCUUAAUCCAACCCCAAUUAACUGCUAUAAUCACUGGAGCAACCUCCGGCAUCGGAGCGGAAACAGCGAGAGUUUUGGCGAAAAGAGGAGUGAGAAUUGUGAUUCCAGCAAGGAAUACAAAGAAUGCCUCUGAGGUUAAGUCCAGAAUUAAGAGUGAGAAUCCAGAAGCUGAAAUCAUAGUGAUGGAGCUUGACUUGAGCUCUUUUUCUUCAAUUAGGAGAUUUUGCAGUGAGUUUCUUGCUCUGGGGAUUACUCUUAAUAUCCUCAUAAACAAUGCUGGGAAAUUCUGUCAAAAUUUGGAGCUUAAUGAAGACAACUUUGAGAUGACCUUUGCCACAAAUUACCUGGGCCAUCAUUUACUGACUGAUAUACUGUUGGGGAAAAUGAUCCAAACAGCACACCAAAUGCACGUUGAAGGACGGAUCAUCAACGUUUCUUCCGUAAUUCACAGUUGGGUUGGGAAGGAGGGGUUCCAAUUUAAUGACAUGAUCAACCCUAAAAUCUACAAUGGCACACGUGCGUAUGCUCAGUCGAAAUUGGCAAAUAUAUUGCACACCAAGGAAAUAGCCAGGAAACUAAAAGCGACAGGAGCCAAUGUAACGAUAAAUGCCGUCCAUCCCGGGAUCGUAAAGACGGGAAUUAUCAGAGAAAAGAAAGGAUUGGUUACAGAUUCAGUUUACUUCCUAGCAUCCAAAUUGCUUAAGUCCAUAUCUCAGGGUGCGGCCACAACAUGUUUUGUGGCUUUAAGCCCAAGUGUAAAGGGAAUUUCUGGGAGAUAUUUUGAGGAUUGUAAUGAAAGUGCAUGUUCAAGCCUAGCCAGUGAUGAAAUGGAAGCUCAGAGGCUGUACGAACUAACCCAUGAAGCCAUUUACUGUAGAAAAUCAUGUAAGAAUGCCCAAAGUUAGGUUUUUAAUAAUGCUUGGAGGCUGUAAAUCCUUUUUCCUUGUAAGGCUGGAACAGGAGAUACGGAAAAGAGAAAUUCGAGUCACAGCAUGUACAACAACAAAGGUGUAAUAUAUAUGAAAAUAGUAAAUUUUAAUUCUA